Messenger RNA from Mus musculus (house mouse), 2497 nucleotides. It is a transcript of the gene Rars2, whose product is annotated as arginyl-tRNA synthetase 2, mitochondrial. Gene Ontology annotation, biological process: arginyl-tRNA aminoacylation; tRNA aminoacylation for protein translation; translation. The record is from RefSeq and is a predicted model, not a curated record. Lineage: Eukaryota; Metazoa; Chordata; Mammalia; Rodentia; Muridae. The transcript has 21 exons. Gene Ontology annotation, cellular component: mitochondrial membrane; cytoplasm. Gene Ontology annotation, molecular function: nucleotide binding; ATP binding; arginine-tRNA ligase activity. Bases 1129 to 2400 code for a protein of 423 amino acids.
GGCGGGGCGUGCGGGAAAGGGAGGCAUGGCGUGUGGCUUUCGUAGGUCGAUCGCCUGUCAGGUACAGUCCAGAGCGGCGAGCCAGCGGGAGCCAGGGCCGGAGGGUGCAGCCUAGGCCGACCCUGCCUCCUCCUUGCGCUGCGGAGUGGGAAGAUCCUCGAGAGCCCUGAGUGCUCACUGUCUUCUCAUUUCCCGUUCUUAAUGCUUUAACCUGGGCGGACUGUCCAGAGGCCAUGAUUAGACCCUGUAGAAAUUAAUGUUCCUCCUUCGUUUAUGCCCUUUAUUUGCUCUCAUGAAUAACCUGGUAGGAUAUAUCUCGAAUAAGAAAUUUUGUAGCUUACUAAACCUGUAGGCGAUGCUCUCCCGAGGAAAAGCUCUAAAUCCGGACUUGGAGACCAUUGGAUAAAAUAGAUGAUUUAAAAGGCAUGCUAAGGGCUGCGGAGAUGGCUCCGCGGGUGAAGUGCCUGCUAUACAAGCAUCUGUGCCUGCGUUUGAAUUUCCAGAACCUAGGUUGAAAAACCUGCAUAGCUAAGGAAGUCUGAAACCACACUUCUGAGAGGUGGAAACAGAAACCGGUGGCUCCAGCCUCUGGUUCGCUUUCCAGAGUAUUGGCUCUUCCACCAGAAAGCUUGAUCAAGUCAAUAUCUGCUGUUCCAGUUUCAAAAAAAGAAGAGGUGGCAGAUUUUCAGCUUUCGGUGGAUUCCUUACUAGAAGACAACAAUCACAAGUCACAGGUAGACACUCAAGACCAAGCCAGGAGAUUGGCAGAGAAGCUUAAGUGUGAUACAGUGGUGACAGCCAUCAGUGCUGGCCCAAGGACUCUAAAUUUCAAAAUAAACAGAGAAUUAUUAACAAAGGCAGUAUUGCAACAAGUUACUGAAGAUGGCUGUAAAUAUGGGUUAAAAAGUGAACUUUUCUCAGAUCUUCCCAAGAAGAGGAUUGUGGUUGAAUUCAGUUCACCUAAUAUUGCCAAAAAAUUUCAUGUUGGACAUUUGCGCUCCACCAUCAUAGGAAAUUUUAUAGCAAAUCUAAAAGAAGCUUUAGGACAUCAAGUAACAAGAAUAAAUUACAUUGGAGAUUGGGGCAUGCAGUUUGGUCUGCUGGGAACUGGUUUCCAGCUGUUUGGCUAUGAAGAGAAACUCCAGACCAAUCCUUUACAGCAUCUCUUUGAUGACUUCCUGCCCUUGUCAGUCAUCAGUCAAGUCAGUAUCCCACAGGUCUGCCUGUAGCUACUCCGAUGAGCACAGUAUCUCAACUGAGAUUCCCCACACUCAGGUUUAUGUACAAGUUAAUAAAGAAGCAACAGAUGAUAAAAAUGUAACAAAAUUGGCACACGAGUUCUUCCACCGACUAGAAAUGGGUGACACGCAGGCACUGUCACUGUGGCAGAGAUUCCGGGACUUGAGCAUUGAAGAGUACACCCAGAUUUACAAGCGUCUUGGAAUAUACUUUGAUGAAUAUUCAGGAGAAUCAUUUUAUCGUGAAAAAUCUCAAGAUGUCUUAAAGUUGCUUGACAGCAAAGGACUUCUGCAGAAAACAGCGGAGGGAAAUGUUGUAGUAGAUCUCUCUGGGACUGGUGACCUCUCUUCUGUCUGCACUGUGAUGCGAAGUGAUGGGACCUCUCUCUAUGCCACCAGGGACCUUGCAGCUGCUAUACAUCGCAUGGACAAGUACAAUUUUGACACAAUGAUUUAUGUCGCAGACAAAGGGCAAAGAAGGCAUUUUCAGCAAGUGUUCCAAAUGCUGAAGAUCAUGGGCUACGACUGGGCGGAAAGGUGCCAGCAUGUCCCCUUUGGGAUAGUAAAGGGGAUGAAGACUCGAAGAGGAGGGGUCACUUUUCUGGAAGAUGUCUUAAAUGAGGUUCAAUCAAGGAUGCUACAGAACAUGGCUUCCAUUAAGACCACGAAACAAUUGGAGAACCCUCAGGAGACGGCAGAGAGAGUGGGGCUUGCCGCCGUCAUCAUCCAGGACUUCAGAGGCACUCUCUUAUCUGACUAUCAGUUCAGUUGGGAUCGUGUUUUCCAGAGCCGUGGGGACACUGGAGUCUUCCUGCAGUACACCCAUGCCCGCCUCUGUAGUUUGGAAGAGACUUUUGGAUGUGGGUAUCUCAAUGACUCCAAUGUUGCUUGUUUACAAGAGCCGCAGUCUGUUUCAAUUCUCCAGCAUCUUCUCAGGUUUGAUGAGGUACUUUACCUGUCAUCUCAGGACCUACAGCCGAAGCACAUCGUUAGCUACCUCCUAACUCUAAGUCACCUUGCAGCUGUGGCACAUAAAACACUCCAGGUGAAAGACAGUCCUCCUGAUGUGGCUGGGGCCAGACUUCACCUUUUCAAAGCUGUCCGUUCUGUCUUAGCCAAUGGAAUGAAACUUCUUGGAAUUACACCUGUAUGUAGAAUGUAAUUUCUAGAUAAAUAUGUUUUUUAUGCAAAUGAGUUCUAGUUGUUAUCAGAUACCUUGCUGUUCAGAAUAGAAUUUAAAGUAUUAUUCUGUCCCAGAA